This is a messenger RNA of Mycena indigotica, 729 nucleotides long. Its product is annotated as Short-chain dehydrogenase/reductase family protein. Lineage: Eukaryota; Fungi; Basidiomycota; Agaricomycetes; Agaricales; Mycenaceae. The record is from RefSeq and is a predicted model, not a curated record. Gene Ontology annotation, cellular component: membrane. Bases 1 to 729 code for a protein of 242 amino acids. The transcript is spliced from 5 exons.
AUGACCACAAACAUUCCAAGUCGACGCAGCUUUCUGGUAUCUGGAGCCAAUCAAGGGCUUGGUAUGCACACCGUCCACCAAAUCGCAAUGACUCCGGAUGUUGUGGUGUUUAUGGGGUCGCGAAAACUGACUGCAGCCCAAGACGCUAUUGCGGGAUUUAGCUCUACUAUCCAUCCAUUGUCUUUGGUGGUCCCGGUGCAACUCGACAUCACUGACGCGAUUUCCAUCGCCAACGCAUCUGUGUUCGUCGCUACAUAUCUGAAGGAAAAUAACAUGGAAGGGUUGGACGUGUUGAUCAACAAUGCUGCAGUCGGACUCGAAACGACAGAUCUGAUGAAGGAGACAUUCGAUGUGAAUGUAUUUGGCACGGCAGCACUCACAAGCGCUAUUCGUCCUAUUAUGAACAAUGGCGGCGCAAUUUUAAACAUCUCCUCUCGCAUGGGGUCGAUGGAGCUGAUCGCAAAACUGCCCAUAGCGAUGGCGCCAGCCUAUAGCUCAAGCAAGAGCGCCGUGAACAAUUUGACGGUUGUUUGGGCUCGAGAGGAAGAGAAGAGGGGGUCUGGUAUCCGUGUGGUGUCGAUUUGUCCAGGAUUCAACGCAACGGCGAUCAAUAACUACGCUGGAACGAUGGCGCCGUCAGACGGGUGUAAAAUCAUUGUCCAGACAGCAUUAGAGAAGGAGGGCAGAACUGGAGUUUUCUUCAACAAAGAUGGAGAUAUUCCUUGGUAG